Molecule: messenger RNA, 633 nt
Organism: Syzygium oleosum
Lineage: Eukaryota; Viridiplantae; Streptophyta; Magnoliopsida; Myrtales; Myrtaceae
Product: 60S acidic ribosomal protein P2-1-like
Exons: 4
Coding region: 167-511 (114 amino acids)
Biological process (GO): cytoplasmic translational elongation
Cellular component (GO): cytosolic large ribosomal subunit; ribosome
Molecular function (GO): structural constituent of ribosome
Source: RefSeq, a predicted model, not a curated record
CAGCCCAUCUUCGAAAAUCAUCUGCUUCACAUCAUAUCCUUCUAAAUUCUGACCUUGACUUCAGCUCAAGAAGAACCCUAAACCAGUUACCGGCAGCAACGAGGAGCAACUAAUCUUCGUCCCCUCCCAGUCCCAACAGCCAUCUUUGUCCGGCUCUCAAGAGAAGAUGAAGGUGGUUGCCGCUUACUUGCUGGCUGUUUUGGGAGGGAACACUACCCCAACUGCUGAUGACUUGAAGCACUUUCUUGGAUCAGUUGGCGCUGAGGCCGAUGAUGGUAGGAUCGAAUUGCUCUUGUCCGAAGUCAACGGAAAAGACAUCACUGAACUGAUUGCAUCUGGAAGAGAGAAGUUGGCAUCGGUGCCUUCCGGCGGUGGUGGUGUUGCUGUAGCAGCUGCUCCUGUUAGUGGCGGAGGUGGCGGCGACGCACCGGCAGCUGAAGCAAAGAAGGAGGAGAAAGUCGAGGAGAAGGAAGAGUCUGAUGAUGACAUGGGCUUCAGUCUCUUUGACUAAGAUAGAGGUAGUGUUUCCAAUGUAUGAAGCCUCAUUCAGUAUGAUUUUGGAUUGUCCUGGAGACUGAAAUAUGGCUUACAAUAACGAUGAUAUAUUUGUGAUCUAUAGAAGUUAUAUUCAAA